Messenger RNA from Sitodiplosis mosellana (orange wheat blossom midge), 887 nucleotides. Its product is annotated as mitochondrial import inner membrane translocase subunit Tim17-A. Gene Ontology annotation, cellular component: TIM23 mitochondrial import inner membrane translocase complex; mitochondrial inner membrane. The transcript is spliced from 4 exons. The record is from RefSeq and is a predicted model, not a curated record. Gene Ontology annotation, molecular function: transmembrane protein transporter activity. Bases 206 to 748 code for a protein of 180 amino acids. Lineage: Eukaryota; Metazoa; Arthropoda; Insecta; Diptera; Cecidomyiidae. Gene Ontology annotation, biological process: protein import into mitochondrial matrix.
AGCUGUCAAACGAACGAAGCGCAUGUCAUUAGUUACACAAUUUAAUGUAAAAGUUGCCAAUGCCAAUUUUUCUAUCAUAGAAAAUCCAACUAUAAAACUAUUCAUUUCAAAUAGUUUAGUUAUCCAUUUAAAUUCGAUUAAAUUGUCUAAUUUGUGUUAGAUUUAGUUAAGUUUCCUGUUACAUACACAUACAUAUACAUAAACCAUGGAAGAAUACGCACGUGAGCCUUGCCCGUACCGCAUCGUCGACGACUGUGGUGGUGCAUUUGCGAUGGGUUGCAUUGGUGGUGGUGUUUUCCAAGCGAUAAAAGGCUUUCGAAAUGCUCCAUCUGGCUUUAGCAGAAGAAUGCUUGGCAGCUUAUCUGCGAUAAAACAACGAUCCCCUAUCAUCGCUGGAAAUUUUGCUGUGUGGGGAGGCAUGUUCAGUACAAUAGAUUGCACAUUAGUUCAUUUUCGAAAAAAAGAAGACCCGUGGAAUUCAAUAAUCAGCGGUGCAGCUACCGGUGGCAUUUUAGCAGCAAGAAAUGGUAUUCCUGCGAUGGCUGGCAGUGCUGUUAUUGGAGGCGUUCUAUUAGCAUUAAUUGAGGGUGUUGGCAUUUUGUUCACACGAUUAUCGGCCGAUCAAUUCAAAAAUCCACUGCCACCAACAGAAGAUCCGGCUGCAUUAGGCGACCCAUCACAACAACAAAAUAGCAGUAAUUCAGGUGCCGGUUUCUUUGGGCUCAGUCAACCGACGCAAUAUCAAUAAAUUUCACCAAUUUCUAGACAUCAUAAUCUAAUUGUAUUGUUGUGGAACUAAUCCAAUGUACAUUACAUUAACGCAUAAUAAACCAAAAAAAAAAAGUGAGAAAAUUGUUUCAAACGCGCAAAAAAAUAGCAAAAAAAAA